AGGAUUUUGUGUUUCACAUUUCCAAUGAAAUUUUGUUAACAAUUCUCUCAUAAAUUCUUGACGUUCCGUUGUUCAUUUCAAUUUUUCUUUGAAACUCUUUCUUUUUUUUUCUCCUGUUUUUUUUUGAGGGUUUGAAUCUUGUUUGGGGUAGAGAGGUUGAUUGACGGAAUUUGUGAAGAAUGGCGACGACGACCACCAGUAUUGGCGGCGAUGGCGGUGGUGAAGAUAGAGUUAUGGCUACGGCUCAGCAGAUACUGAAGAGUCUCAACACUCCUAAGGAGGUUCGAGACGACAUGCUUUUGAUCUUCUCUAGCUUCGAUAAUCGUCUAUCUAAUAUCACCAGUUUGGUCAACAGUGGAGAUUCGAAGAGGGAGGGGGAUCGAUUUGAAGCUGCUGAGAAAGUGAUUCUUCGUUGGGAUUCCGGUCAGGGAGCUUCUCGGAACUCCCUGUUUUGGGAGGACGCGCCGGAUGAGGCAGUGGAGUACUUAUCGGCGGUGGAUGAUAUUCUUCACUGGAUGGACGAGUUGUCAAUUCAGUCUGAUUCGGCUAAGAUCGUCGAGCGUGCUGAGAACGCGAUCCAGAUCGCUAUGUCGCGGCUUGAGGAUGAGUUUCGUCAUAUGUUGAUUCGGAACACCGUUCCGCUCGAUGCGGAGCAUCUCCACGGUUCAAUUCGUAGGGUUUCCCUCUCUUUUGCUUCACACGAAGGCGAAAAUUCCGAUGAGUUCGAAUCCUUUGCCGAUGUUGACCGUGGUUCGGGGAUUUUCCAUGAGCGUGGUGUUAGUUUGGGCGACGAUUUGCGCGUCGAUUUGAUCAAUCCUGACGCCGUCGAUGAUCUGAAGGAGAUCGUGGACCGAAUGAUUCGAUCUGGAUACGAAAGAGAGUGUCUGAAUGUGUAUAUUAGCGUCCGCCGCGAUGCUUUAGAUGAGUGCUUGGUUGUUCUUGGAGUUGAGAAGCUUGGAAUUGAGGAUAUCCAGAAGAUUGACUGGAAAUCUUUGGAUGAGAAGAUGAAGAAAUGGAUCCAAGCUGUUAAGGUCAGUGUUCGAGUUCUUUUGACCGGCGAGAAACGACUCUGUGAUUAUAUCUUUAGUGGUUCCGAUGACUCUGAGGAAGCUUGUUUCAAUGAGAUUGCCAAAGGGUGCGUCAGGAAAUUACUCAAUUUUGCAGAGGCCAUUGCUAUAGGGGAAAGAUCAGUCGAGAAGCUAUUUCGAAUUCUCGAUAUGUAUGAAGCUCUGGCAUACGUUCUACCGGACUUGCAGGCUAUGGUUCCCGAUGAAAUCGUGAUCGACGAGGCGAAGGGAGUGCUUUCUAGGCUGGGAGAGGCUGCUAAAGGUACAUUUUGUGAAUUUGAGAAUGCUGUUCGUAGUGAGACUUCUAAGAAAACGAUGCUAAAUGCUGAGAUUCAUCCGCUCGCUCGUUACGUCAUGAAUUACUUAAGAUUGCUUGUUGUUUAUAGCAACACUCUGGAUGAACUUUUAGAAGGCGAUGACGACGAGGAUUCGCGUCGUAUAGGGGAUGAUGGUGGUUUGAAUUUGGAGCUAGAAACCAUGUCUCCGUUAGCUCGUCGAUUGUUUUCAUUGAUAGCGUCAUUGGAGAGCAAUCUUGAGAGGAAAUCCAAACUUUAUGCGGAUGAUUCGUUGCAAUAUAUAUUUCUCAUGAACAAUAUACAAUAUAUAGUGCAGAAAGUGAAAGAUUCUGAGCUUGGGAAGCUCUUGGGUGACCGUUGGGUCCGUAAGCGUCGAGGCCAGGUUCGGGUAUAUGCAACGAGCUAUCUAAGGGCUUCGUGGGGCAGAUUGUUAUCUUUCUUGAAGGAAGAAGGGACUGGUGGGAGCUCUAAUAGUGCACUGAAACUAGCUGCUUUAAAGGAAAAAUUCAAAAAUUUCAAUGCUGGCUUUGAGGAACUCUAUAGAGUUCAGACAGGUUGGAAGGUAGCAGAUCCUCAACUACGAGAAGAGCUUCGAAUUUCGAUAUCGGCAAAGGCGUUACCUGCAUAUCGUGCCUUCGUGGGAAGGCAUGGAAGUCAGAUAGAGAACACGAGACAUGCCGGGAGGUAUAUAAAGUACAGUUCGGACGACUUGGAGAACUAUUUAUUGGAUUUGUUUGAAGGAUCAGCUUGUGUUCUAAAUCACUUACGAAGAAAAAGUAGUUCAUAGAAGAGAUACUGAGGCGAAUCUGCUGUCAGGUAUGACCCAUUGAAGUGGUUUCCUGAUAUUUUGUGUUGUUCUUGGUGUUAAUACAAUAGGGUCAGAAAGACUUGUGUACAUGUUUUAUAGGCUAAAACUUAUGUAUGUCUGUAUUGUAGCCAUACCAUGUUCUUUAAGAUCAAAAUCAAACUAUCAUUUGAAUGAUAUGCUUGAAAAUUUUUAACAUCCCUCGUAGGGUAUUGCAGCAGGAGAUAGCUAUGA
Cucurbita pepo subsp. pepo (vegetable marrow) is the source of this 2402-nucleotide messenger RNA. The record is from RefSeq and is a predicted model, not a curated record. NCBI's taxonomy places the organism in Eukaryota, Viridiplantae, Streptophyta, Magnoliopsida, Cucurbitales, Cucurbitaceae.